This is a messenger RNA of Thamnophis sirtalis, 1715 nucleotides long. NCBI's taxonomy places the organism in Eukaryota, Metazoa, Chordata, Lepidosauria, Squamata, Natricidae. The record is from RefSeq and is a predicted model, not a curated record.
GCUGCUGCUAUUACUUCGCGCAAGCCGGAAAAUCUCGUUCUUGCCUGCAAGAGGCCGAAGAUCCACGCGGAUUGCAUCGGCAACCAGACGCUGGAGGGAAUCAUGAGGCGACGGGGGUGUUUGGGAGAUGAUUUGAAGGGUACAUGUGACUAACCCACCUCAGACUCCCUCACCCAUUCUGCUACCUCAGGAGCCUAAUAGCAUUGGAUUUCCACUGGUUCUGGACACUCUCAAGGGGCCAUGAGACUAGCAGGUCCUCUCCGUGUUGUCGUGAUUGUCUUGACAGCAGGGCUGACCUGGAUCCUUGUCAGCGUCUUGUUGGGGACCCAAAGCGGUUUCUCUCGCCUGCAGCAAUUCCUCCUCAACAGUCCAGAGAACACUCCCGCUACAGGUAAGAUGAUUUGGCUACAUUUCUGCACCGUUCCUACCAGCCUCCCCCAACCUGGUGCCCUCCCCAGAUUGGGAAACACUGCCUUAAUCCACCCAAAAAGUACAAGAAGGAAGAGGAGAUCAGAUGGAGUAAAAGAAAUGAACCGUAGAGAGGUUUUUCCACAAUCGUCUUCUCUGCUUCACUCCAGAAUGAAUGAGGAGGCCCGUAAAAUCUUCGCAGAACUGGGCAGCAAAUUUGCUCGGGAACUGGCCUUUCGAGACAGCUGGGUGUUUGUUGGAGCCAAAGGAGUGCAAGACAAGAGUCCCUUUGAGCAGCAUAUGAAAAACAGCAGGAGCUCCAACAAGUAUGAGGGCUGGCCCGAAGCCCUUGAGAUGGAGGGAUGCAUUCCGCAGCGAACCACCGAAGCCCUGUGAGGGUCCGUUUUCUUCAAACCUUCCAGUGAAUUUUCUCAUGGGGAUAGGAGAAGAAAUCUCCAGUCUUCCACUUAACUGUUGUCUACUUUUAUUGUGGCAGCUGCCUUUUUUCCCUUUUCCACAGUGGCCUGUUUGGCGGUGCCUUAAUAAAGCCAACCAGUUGCCCUUUUCAGAAAAGUUUUCUUGCCCUGGACUUUGGGGAAGACAGAACUUGUAAACCACACCUUAUUCCCUUCUCUAGUGCCUUACAUUUUUUCCCAGGUGAAGGGACUCAUCCUUCUUUGCCCUCUUCCCCCCCCCCCCAUAAAUUUGCAGAGCCAAUUGAGUUCCUCUACUGAGAACCAGUCUGGGGUUUUUAUUUGUGAUCAUUUAAAGCAGGAGGAAGAACUCUUGGGCAGGGGGAGUAAAGUGGGAGACACCAUGAAGGUCCCCUCAUUUCUUUAACUCCACAACAUGCUUCUAUCAUGCCUUCUUUACAUGUUUGCACCUUUCUUUGACCCACGCACAUCUCAGUCAUACGUGCAUUCUUUGCAUGUGUAGAAUCCCUGCGCCGCUCAGCUGAAGAGCAUAGGUGUCAAAGGAAGAGUUCCCGUAUUCGUGAGGUUCUGUCAAAGGAACCACUCUGAAUCAGAGUUUUGUCUCUUUUAGCACCACUGCUGUUCCAAAGCCCCGCCCCCUUAAGUUUGCUAAACUUGAGAAACGCCCAGUUGCUGCUUUAUGUAGUGCGAUGUUGGUGCUUCAGUUUGAGCGGGGACGGGGUGAGGACGGAGUCUUUCAUUCAUCCUUUUGCCCAUGUUCACUUUUUUUUUUUUUUAAAUAUAGAGUGUAGUGAAGGGAAUUCAAGCUGAAAGUUUCCAUUUGACCAAUCCUUGUUGCCGAACAGCUUCUUCAAUAAAUACUGCGUAAAACAA